UUCCCGCGCGGCGCGUUUUGGCUCGGCUGGCAGCAGCCUCACGGGGCCGGGGGAGCUGCAAUUCUGCACCCCCCAACAGGUUAAAGCCCCUGGCAGGCCCGAGCCAGCGUGACCCUGUUUACCACGCCGGGGAGUUAUUUAUAGGGUGGCCCGGCUGGUGCUCUUGCUUCAGCAGUUGCGAGCGGGGCACGAGGGCCUCGGCACAGCCCUAUUUAUAACCCCGAGCCCGGCGCCGGCGGCAGUUCGCUGCCCCCCAGCCUCCGGCCCGUCUCUGCUCACCCGGGCAGCCGCCAGCCCCGCCAUGUCCCAGGAGACCUUCGCCUUCACCUCCUCGGCCCUGCGGUCCCUGCGGCUCCAGCGGGAGCUGCUGGAGCUGGAGGAGCGCCGGCGGGCCCUGGCACGGCAGUCGGCCCCGCGCCGCUACCCGCUGCCCCCCGCGCCCGCCCGCCGCCCCCCGCGCUGCCGCGACCCCGCCGUCCACAACGCCCUCUACACCGGCGACCUCCUGCGCAUCAAGAGCAUCUUCAAGGACGAGAGUGCCGCUAACCUGGUCGUGGAGACGGUCAGCGAGGAGCUGGUGUGGUCGCCCGAGCUGGGGCUGUGGGUGCUGAGCCCCCGCACCAAGCAGACGUCGCCGCUGCGCAUCGCGGCCGGCCGGGGCUACGGGGACUGCGCGCGGCACCUGCUCCUGCAGGGCGCCGAGGUGGACGCCGUGGUGGGCGGCCGGGCGGCCCUGCACGACAGCGUGGCCGGCGGCCGCCUCGACUGCGCCCGCCUGCUGCUCGCCUUCGGCGCCGACCCCAACGUGCUCUGCGAGGAGGGGCUGGCGCCGCUCCACCUCUGCACCGACCCCGAGAGCCUGCCGUGCGCGGAGCUGCUGCUGGCCCACGGCGCCCGGGUGAACCUGGGCACGCGCGAGCGGCGCCUCACGGCCCUGCACGUGGCCGCCCGCCACGGCCUGGAGGCCCACGUGGAGCUGUACCUGCGGCACGGCGCCGAGCCGGCCCGCCGCAGCCGCGAGGGCGAGACGGCCCUCAACGCCGCCUGCGCCGCCGCCGAGCGCCCCGAGGACGCCGAGCGCUACUGCCGCGUGGCCGAGCGGCUGCUGGCCGCCGGCGCCGACCCGCGGGCCGCGGGCCGCAAGGACCACACGCCGCUGCACAACGCCUGCGGCAACGGGCAGCCGCGGCUGGCGCGCCUGCUGCUGCGCCACGGGGCCGCCGCCGCCGCCCCCAACGGCGCCGGCUACACCCCCAUGGACUGCGCCCUGCACGCCGUCGACGAGUACCGCCACCAGCACCCCGAGCGCACCAUCGCCCUCCUGCUCGACCACGGCGCCGGCCCCGUCAACCCCAAGAUGCUCAAGUUCUGCUGCCGGUGCCCGCGGGCGCUGGAGGUGCUGCUCAACGCCUACGACCGGGUGCCGCCCGCCGAGGCCUGGGCCGAGGACGUGCCGCCGGAGCUGUGGCAGGAGCACGAGGCUUUCUACACCUCGGCGCUGCGCAUGGCCGCGCAGCCGCGGCGCCUGCAGCACCUGGCACGCUGCGCCGUGCGGCGGCACCUGGGCGCCCGCUGCCACGCCGCCAUCCCCAAGCUGGCCCUGCCGCCCGCCCUGCGCCGCUACCUCCAGCUGCCGCUGGAGGGGCUCAUCCGCUGAGUGCCCCCCGCCCCGGACCCCCCCCCCGGUGCCGCGGGCCCCACCUGGGUGACGGAGAGCCCCGGGGCGGCUCGUGGCGGAGACUUCGUGGGUCAGGCAGGCGGUGCGGAUCGGAGCGGCGCCCCGGGACGGACGACGGCCAUCUCUUACGGUGGGGGGGCCCUUAUGGGCUGGGGGGGCUCCGCGUGCAGCCGCUGGGCGUCAAAUAAAUGUGGUGGCAGCAGA
Messenger RNA from Dromaius novaehollandiae (emu), 1882 nucleotides. It is a transcript of the gene ASB16, whose product is annotated as ankyrin repeat and SOCS box containing 16. Lineage: Eukaryota; Metazoa; Chordata; Aves; Casuariiformes; Dromaiidae. The record is from RefSeq and is a predicted model, not a curated record. The transcript is spliced from 5 exons. Gene Ontology annotation, biological process: intracellular signal transduction. Gene Ontology annotation, molecular function: protein binding. Bases 302 to 1657 code for a protein of 451 amino acids.